Molecule: messenger RNA, 2739 nt
Organism: Arthroderma uncinatum
Lineage: Eukaryota; Fungi; Ascomycota; Eurotiomycetes; Onygenales; Arthrodermataceae
Exons: 9
Coding region: 1-2739 (912 amino acids)
Biological process (GO): fungal-type cell wall organization; (1->6)-beta-D-glucan biosynthetic process
Cellular component (GO): plasma membrane; endoplasmic reticulum membrane
Molecular function (GO): glucosidase activity
Source: RefSeq, a predicted model, not a curated record
AUGGACCCUCCAGGUCCGGGCAAUGGUUCAAACCGCCUCCGCAAGACCCCAACCCUCCAGAUCAACUCCCAGCUCCCCCGGGCGCCCCAGGACCCCUUCACAGACAAUGAGAAUCCCUCGUCCUCUGCCAGCUCGCUGCCCGGCCCCUCGCCCAUCACGCCGCGCGCCUUGCUCUCGCCGCAGCAGCAGCGGCCCUUCUCCCCGUCGCUCUCGCCCGCAGACCUCUCCCGCAACGAGUCCACAGAAAGACUGACCGUGCCCGGCAGGACGAGGUCGUAUCUCGACGAGGCCCAGGGCAACCCGUACCCGAAUCCGCAUCCUCACAGGUCUUCCGCCGGGCCGGGAGACUAUACCGGCUUCUCCUCUCGACGCACCAGCUGGAGCUCAGACGCCGCCAGCCGGCACGCCAGCUACGGAUACGGCGGAUAUACCUACUCCAGUCCCUUCGACGACUCCCGCGUUCCCUCCAGGGCCGGCAGCAGCGACGACGAGAACGGCAUCACCACCCAGACCGUGACGGAGAAGUUUGCCAUCUUCCCGGACGGAGACCUCAUCGUCUACCCGCACGAUGUCGAAAAGGACGACGAGCUGCAUAACCCGGACCCCAACGAGAAGGACCGGAGGUGUGACAUCUGGCAUCGUCGUGGCAUAACCAACCUGGGAGCCCUCGCCUUGUUGAUCGGAGGUGUCCUGACCUUGUUUAUCGGAUAUCCCGUCAUAUCGUAUUUCAAUGGUUUGACGGCGAGCAAGACCGGCUGCGCAGGCGAUAAAGAUUGCAUCAAGGAGGUGCCGCUGCUGAAGAAUGUACGGACCGGCCUGAUCGACAAGGACACACCCGCGUCCGCCAUGAAGAAGAAAUCCGCAGACGGCAAGGAUAUGGUGUUGGUGUUCUCCGACGAAUUCAACCAGGAUGGACGCACUUUCUUUGAAGGCGACGACCCGUACUUCCAGGCUGUCGAUAUCUGGUAUGGUGUCACGCAGGAUCUCGAGUGGUAUGACCCUGACGCCGUGACGACGAAGAAUGGCAAGUUGGAACUCCGCUUCGACGCAUUCCAAAGCCACUACCUCAACUACCGAUCGGGCAUGGUCCAGUCCUGGAACCAACUCUGCUUCACCGGUGGCCGGCUGGAAGCAAGUAUCUCUCUGCCAGGACGAGGCGACGUAUCCGGUCUCUGGCCCGGUUUCUGGUCAAUGGGUAACCUGGGCAGACCUGGCUACCCUGCCACCACAGAUGGCAUGUGGCCCUAUAGCUAUCACGACAAGUGCGAUGCUGGUAUCACCGCCAACCAGAGUGACACGGGCGGCCUCAGUUUCCUGCCUGGCAUGAAGCUGCCGGCCUGCACCUGCCAGGGCGAGGACCAUCCGACUCCUGGCAUCUCGCGGACGUCGCCCGAGAUUGACGUGAUCGAGGCCAGUGUGCACGCUUUGCACGGAGACAAGGCGCCUAUCAAUGUCAUCGGCGAUGUAUCCCAGAGUUGUCAGGUGGCUCCCUUUGACAUCUGGUACAUGCCCAACUAUGAAUUCACCGAAAUAUACGACCCCAGCAUCACCAUCAUGAACGCCUACCGAGGUGGUGUGUUCCAGCAGGCCAUCUCGGGCGUCACCAAUCUCAACAACAACUGGUACGACGGCAAGCAGUACCAGGUGUAUGCCUUCGACUAUACACCGGGCGACAAGGGAGAUAUAACAUGGUACGUCGGCGAGGAGAAGGCGUGGAAACUCGACGCCCGCGCCCUAGGCCCCAACGGCAACGUAGGCCAGCGAGUCAUUCCGAAAGAGCCCAUGGCCCUGAUCGCGAACUUGGGUAUGUCAAACAGUUUCGCGGCUCUGAACAUGACCGGUCUUGCACCGCUGUUCCCGGCAACAAUGCGGCUUGACUAUAUCCGCAUCUAUCAAGAAGAAGGGAAGAAGAGUAUCACCUGCGAUCCGCCAGGGAUGGAAACGACAACUUAUAUCAAGAAACAUGAGAUCGUCUAUAAGAACCCGAACCUGACAACUUGGGCCGACACGGGCUUCCCUUGGCCCAAGAACGACUUUGUGCAUGAUUUCCCUGGCCAACCAUACCGCACUCAAGACCUACAUCCCAAAUUCGUCUACGCAGAAGAGAUCCAGGAACCCACCGAGUCUCGCGAACGCAGACAUGCCGCUCUCGGUGUCCUGGAUGAUCUAGAAAUGCUCAUGUUUCACGCCGUUUCUAACAAUGAGUCUAUCCCACAAACUCGACAACGCUUCAUCCACUCUCUCGCGCGUCGGCCGGCUGAUACGCCGCCUCCACGAAGGUAUGUGGUUCACGAUAUCGAGGCUGGACGUCUCAUCCAGGCCCAUCGGUCGGACGCUGCGGGAGCUGCUGCGGGAGCGGCGUUGUCGAAGUCGAUGCCUGGACGGCGUUGGAUGGAUGAUGGGAGGAGUCCGUCUGUGACGUUGGAGGGGAAGACGGACACGCCUAUCGUUGAUAUUGUGGAGGUUAAUGCGGGGUGGAGGAAUGAGUAUCUUCCUAGUGAUGACGAGUUCAUGGCCGUCAAUCCCGACACGCCAGAAAGACGCUGGUAUAAGUUUGGUUUCGGCUUUUUGUUUGAGCAUGGUAUCGCAAGCCAGGACGGUCCUGCUUCUUUGGCAGCUGGGCGGCAGGAGGAUUUAUAUAGAAAGGGAAACAGGUCAGAUGAUGUCGAUGUUGGUAUGGAUGUGGGUGUAGGAGAAGAGGGUAAGGGUGUUAAUGUCGACGUCGAUGAGGAUGGGUAA